UCUAGGGUUUUGCUUCCUCUUUUCUCUCCUCCUCCAUCAACUCUUGGUGCUGUGUGUACCCUGCAGCUGAAUCACACGAAAACAUGGCGGACAAAGCAGUGACAAUCCGAACCAGAAAGUUCAUGACCAACAGGCUUCUCUCCAGAAAGCAAUUCGUCAUUGAUGUUCUUCAUCCAGGAAGGCCUAAUGUUUCCAAGGCAGAACUGAAGGAGAAGUUGUCAAGGAUGUAUGAGGUGAAGGACACAAAUGCAAUUUUUGUUUUCAAGUUCCGGACCCAUUUUGGAGGCGGGAAAUCAACUGGGUUUGGUUUGAUUUAUGAUUCUGUUGAGAAUGCCAAGAAGUAUGAGCCCAAGUACAGGCUAAUCAGGAAUGGACUUGAUACCAAGGUUGAGAAGUCAAGGAAGCAGCUCAAGGAGAGGAAGAACAGAGCCAAAAAGAUCCGUGGAGUAAAGAAGACUAAAGCUGGUGAUGCUGCUAAGGGUGGAAAGAAGAAAUAAGCUUUUCUGGAGUCGUGAGCUGUGUAUGGCCUCAUAUGUAAUGAUGGGGCUUUUUGGUAGCCAUUCUUCUCAUUGUAUUAGUGAAAAAGAGUCCCGGUGACUUCUGAUUGAGUUAUAUUUGAUCUUCAAUUCGUGUAUUUUAAGAUAUUAGUUUUGAGGAUUUCAGAAUAGUACCAGAUGCUCUCUUCUUCCUUUGGCUGGUCGUUAUGAUUGUAGCAGAAUUUUAAUUGUUUUAAAUAUUUUGUUCUGGUUUCGAGUAGUA
Messenger RNA from Cornus florida, 759 nucleotides. Its product is annotated as small ribosomal subunit protein eS24z. The transcript is spliced from 5 exons. Gene Ontology annotation, biological process: translation. The record is from RefSeq and is a predicted model, not a curated record. Gene Ontology annotation, molecular function: structural constituent of ribosome. Gene Ontology annotation, cellular component: ribosome. NCBI's taxonomy places the organism in Eukaryota, Viridiplantae, Streptophyta, Magnoliopsida, Cornales, Cornaceae. Bases 84 to 497 code for a protein of 137 amino acids.